This is a messenger RNA of Pezoporus flaviventris, 8161 nucleotides long. It is a transcript of the gene TRPM6, whose product is annotated as transient receptor potential cation channel subfamily M member 6. Gene Ontology annotation, biological process: protein phosphorylation; protein tetramerization; monoatomic cation transmembrane transport. The record is from RefSeq and is a predicted model, not a curated record. NCBI's taxonomy places the organism in Eukaryota, Metazoa, Chordata, Aves, Psittaciformes, Psittacidae. The transcript has 29 exons. Gene Ontology annotation, cellular component: apical plasma membrane. The coding region runs from base 8 to 4894 and encodes 1628 amino acids. Gene Ontology annotation, molecular function: protein serine/threonine kinase activity; ATP binding; monoatomic cation channel activity.
UACAAAUAUGCCUGCUUCGGAUCAGCUAGAUUUGGCAUUGGCCUGGAACCAGAUAGAUGUUGCCAAGAAACACAUACUGGUUUAUGGACAACGCUGGAAGGUUGGUGCCUUGGAACAGGCAAUGCUGAAUGCUUUAGUGAUGGACCAUGUGGAUUUUGUGAAGUUGUUAAUAGAGCAUGGAGUGAACAUGCACCGUUUUCUUACCAUAUCUCGUUUGGAGGAACUCUACAAUACAAAGCAAGGACCAUCAAACCUACUUUUGCAUCACCUAGUUCAAGAUGUGAAACAGAAUACUCUUUCUUUGGAUUACAAGAUAUCACUGAUUGAUAUUGGGCUGGUGAUAGAAUACCUCCUUGGUGGAGCUUACCGGAGCAGCUACACAAGGAAGCAUUUCCGAAUUCUCUACAAUGACCUCUGCAGAAAACACAAGAGAGUGCUUUCCAGCUUUUCCCAAAGCCUGUCUCAUUCUCUUCAUCAGAGUAAUCAGUCGGCUAGCAGAAUGGGAUCUGCUGAAAGUACUUUGCAUUCUCAGUUCUUCAGAACAGCACAGCCUUACAAAUACAAGGAAAGAACCACUGCUUUCCAUAAGUGUAAGAAGAAAUCAAAAGAGGGUAUAAGCUUUGCAGAGAACUAUGAGUCAUCUGGCUUUAUAUACCCCUAUAAUGACCUCCUGGUUUGGGCAGUAUUAAUGAAAAGGCAGAAGAUGGCAAUGUUCUUCUGGCAGCAUGGAGAGGAAGCCAUGGUCAAAGCCGUUGUGGCUUGUAAACUCUACAGGGCAAUGGCACAUGAAGCUAAACAGAGCAACAUGGUGGAUGACACUUCAGAAGAACUGAAGAAGUAUUCAAAGGAAUUUGGGCAACUUGCCUUAGAUGUGCUGGAGAAAGCAUUCAAACAAAAUGAGCAGAUGGCCAUGAAGUUGCUGACCUAUGAACUAAAAAACUGGAGCAACUCAACUUGCUUAAAACUAGCAGUGUCUGUGGGGCUGAGGCCUUUCGUGUCGCAUACGUGCACACAGAUGUUGCUGACUGAUAUGUGGAUGGGACGCCUGAAGAUGCGGAAGAACUCCUGGUUUAAGGUCAUUAUGAGUAUUCUCCUGCCUCCCACCAUCUUGAUGCUGGAGUUUAAAAGCAAGGCAGAAAUGUCUCAUGUGCCUCAGUCUCAAGACUUCCAUCAGUUCACAUGGUAUCAUGGGGAUCAGAGCCCAGUCAGCUCUAAAGAUGCCUCAUGUCUGGAUUAUGAUGUGGAGAAGGUUGCUCAGAAGUCUGAUGAAAGCCAAGUAGAUGGUGGACAAGGAAACCUGCCUGGGACCAGAAAAUUCUAUGAGUUCUACAAUGCACCAAUUGUCAAGUUCUGGUUUCACACGAUGGCGUACAUGGUUUUUCUCAUGCUCUUCACUUACACUGUACUGGUGAAGAUGGAACCAAGACCAAGUGUGCAAGAGUGGCUUGUUAUCAUUUAUAUUUUCAGCACUGCCAUUGAAAAAGUCAGGGAGGUAUUUAUCUCGGAACCUGGAAAAUUCCUCCAAAAAGUGAAGGUGUGGAUUUAUGAAUACUGGAAUUUUACUGAUUCUAUAGCUAUCAUCCUAUUUAUGAUUGGUUUUGGCUUGCGCUGGUCCAAACCCCCUGUUCAAACUGCAGGGAGGCUACUUUACUGCUUGGAUAUAAUAUUUUGGUAUGCUCGGCUCCUUGAUCUUUUUGCUGUGAAUCAGCAUGCUGGCCUAUACCUGACAAUGAUUGGGAAAAUGACAGCAAACAUGUUCUAUAUUGUAGUCAUGAUGGCCAUAGUCCUGUUGAGUUUUGGAGUGUCACGAAAGGCAAUCCUUUCACCAGAAGAACCUCCUUCUUGGACUCUGGCACGAGACAUUGUGUUUCAGCCUUACUGGAUGAUGUUUGGUGAGGUCUAUGCUGGAGAAAUAGAUGUCUGUGAAACCAAUGAAGACUGUCCUCCCGGUUCCUUCCUCACGCCGUUCCUCCAGGCUGUCUACCUCUUUGUGCAGUAUAUCAUCAUGGUCAACUUGCUGAUUGCUUUCUUUAACAAUGUUUAUUUUGAUUUGAAAUCCAUAUCAAACAAGCUCUGGAAGUACAACAGGUACCGCUACAUUAUGACUUACCAUGAGAAGCCAUGGCUGCCUCCACCAUUCAUCCUUCUGAGCCACAUUGGACUUCUGAUAAACUGCAUUUUCCACCAUCAACCUCCAGAUGAGCUGGAUCAAGAGGAAGGCGAUGUUGGACUAAAGCUGUACCUGAGUGAUGAGGAGUUAAAGAAGCUCCAUGACUUUGAGGAACAGUGUGUGGAAAAAUAUUUUCAUGAGAAGAAUGAAAGCCUGAGUUCCAGUGACAGUGAAAGGAUUCGUCUGACAACAGAAAGAGUGGAGGAGAUGUUUCUGCAGCUUAAAGAAGUGCAUGAGAAAGUAUUUUGUAUCAAGGAGUCUUUACUUUCCCUGGACAGCCAGCUAGGACAUUUACAAGACCUGUCUGCCUUGACAGUGGACAUCCUGAAAGUGCUUUCAGCUGUAGACACCUUGCAGGUGGAAGAAGCCUUACUGGCUGACACAAAGCUUCAAAGCUGUAGGAAGCUGCCCCAUAGCUGGAGCAAUGCGCUCUAUUCCAAGACCUUGAGCAGCCUGGAGUGUUUGUAUGACAAGAAAUACCACUACUACAGCAUGCCAUCCUCCCUUUUACGGAGCUUGGUAAGGAGUCAGUGGCCAUCAGAGUGCAAAGACCAUGUAUUUAGGAUGGAGAGUAACAAGGUAGAAGACAGCUCUCAAAAGAUAGAGAUAGAAAGUGACACACUCACUUCAGGAGUAUCUUCUGAGACUAAAUCAACCCCUAGAUAUGGACAAUUUUUGCUGGUGCCCCCUGACCAUCAGGGAGGGUCUUUCUCUGAGGAUGUCACCUUAAAUUUGUCUUUCUUGAGCACUCCUGACAAGUACAAGGACCAUGCAUUCAGAGGUGAACUGAGUAGCAUUGUUGUGCAGCAGAAUUUGCAGAGUGUCAGCCUCGUUGGAAAAAAGCCAGAAGAUUAUGAAUGGAACCAGAGAGACUUUGUUAUUCAUUUGCUGUCAGAAAAGACUAAUGCCAUAGAGGCUGAUCAUUCUCUUGGUCUUCACCCAUCACUGGAUAUCGAAAAGAAUGCAGCACCCUUCUGUGAUGACAGGUUAAAAACUAAAGGUGGUUAUGUGAACUGGGGAUUUUCUGAAGGUGAUGAAAAAGGGGUUUUUAGCUCAGAAACAAAGAAGAAGGCCCUGUGCAUACAUUCUACCUAUAACAGUGACUGCAGUUGCACUGAUAGUCCUCCCGGGCAUGUCCAGAUAAGAGAAUCAAAGCCCUUCUGCAACUCAGAGAGGUCACAUCGCAGCAGCUUCAUCUCUCACAACAAGCUGAAACGCAGCACCUCCUUCUGGAUCAGCCCACUCUGGAGGGACUGGAGUUUCUGCAGGAGCAACAGCUUACAGUCCACUAAGAAAGUGAAAAGAGGGAAAUCCUGCAAGGCCGUUGGUGAGUCUUUACAAUCCAGUGAGCUACACCACAGUGAGGCAACAAAAGCACAACAACAAAACAGAGACAGAAAGUCUGGGAGAGAAAAGAAGAAUCAAGAAACUCUUCAGGUGCCGGUGAUUAGAGUGGAUGGUUGUCCCCAGAACACCCAAGUGAGCUCAGAGCCUGCAGAGAUCAAUGUCUGGGAUGAGCAAGAGAAGCACAGCAAGAACUGGCUCACCGUGUCUAAUUUCAGUCAGCUAAGUUUGGAACGUCUCAGUUGUGUGCACCAGAAAAUGAAAAAUCAAGACAUUGUUAGGCAUACCAUACCAUUCUGUGAUUACCUGAGGCAUUCUCAAGAGGAUUUGGGUAAUAGCAUAUUUGGAACCACCAAGAAAAGUAAUCAGAACAGGAGCUCAUCGUUGAGAACUUCAGAGGAAGCUGACAAUAUGUUUGCCUGCUUGAAAACAUCUCAAGAUCUGCAUCAUCACUACUCAGCUGUUGAAAGGAACAACUUAAUGAGACUUGCUCAGACGAUACCAUUUACACCAGUUCAGCUCUUUGAUGGAGAGGAAGUGACCGUCUAUCGGCUAGAAGAAAGUUCACCUAUGAGCCUUGAUAAAAGCAUGUCUUCCUGGUCCCAGCAUGGUGUGGCUGCAAUGAUCCAAGUCUUGUCAAGGGAGGAAAUGGAUGGGGGUCUGCGGAGGGCCAUGAAGGUCAUCUGUACUUGGUCUGAAAAUGACGUAUUAAAGCUGGGACAAGUAUUUAUUGUGAAGUCUUUUCUGCCAGAGGUGGUUCAGACUUGGCAAAAGAUCUUUCAUGAUGGCACAGUGUUGCAUCUCUGCCUCAGGGAGAUCCAACAGCAAAGGGCUGCCCAGAAGUUAAUCUAUACCUUCAAUCAAGUGAAGCCUCAUACUAUUCCUUAUACUCCAAGGUUCCUGGAAGUUUUCCUCAUCUACUGCCAUUCAGCGAACCAGUGGCUGACCAUUGAGAAGUACAUGACUGGCGAGUUUCGGAAGUACAACAACAAUAAUGGGGAUGAGAUUACCCCCAGCAGCUUGCUGGAAGAGCUGAUGCUGGCUUUCUCUCACUGGACCUACGUGUACACCCGUGGGGAGCUCCUUGUCCUGGAUUUGCAAGGUGUUGGGGAAAACCUUACGGAUCCAUCUGUAAUUAAACCUGAAGACAAAAAAUCUGGAAAGAUGGUAUUUGGACCAGCAAACCUAGGAGAAGGUGCAAUAAGAAACUUCAUCACAAAGCACCGUUGUAACUCUUGCUGCAGGAGGCUGAAACUUCCUGAUUUGAGAAGUGACUGCACACUGGAAAGGGUCAGUCCAGCCUUGGAAACAGAAAUGGAGACAAGCACCAGAGAAGCUGAUGAUGCAGAUGAGCCUUUGGAGUAUGAUACGCGGCUGUGAAGCAGUGGUUGUGAGCAGAGCCCAUGUGCUUCCAUGUUCCUGCUUAUCACUGUCAUGGGUCAGUCCAGAAGAACAGAAAUGCAGGUGUCUGAGUGCAGCAUCUGUCAGUGGUUUUUUGUUUGUUUGUUUGUGGAUUUUUAAGUGUGAAUUAGGGUUCCAAGUGGUGCUUUCUUAGGAAAAUGACUGUGACAAGCAUAUUUCCAAGGAGGAGUGACUUGAUGUUUCUCUUUCUCCUCUUUAGUAAAUAACUGAAUGUAUACACAUGUACAAAUCAUUACUUUUCAGAGGCAGACCCCACUCCGCCCCAUGUUCACUCUUCUUGGGCAUAGGAGGCUCUCCAGGAAAUUGCAGAAUACCUGCUCUAUAUUGUUGAUUUUGAUGCAGAGACAAACCAAGAAUAUACGAGUAAUGGAUUAGUGUUUUAAACAGUAGUCAUUGAUAUAGCAAGUAGACUGAAAAGUUUUGUGGGAGCUUCAGUUUGAAUUCUUUUCACAUAACAAGAAAGUUGAACAAUAAAGGAUUAGGUAAUUAGACCCACAAGCAUAAUUGACCUUCCUCAUUUUGAGUUCACGAAAUUGAUAAAUCUAUGCUCUUUAACAAACAUGAAAAAUAACCUUGAAUGUGAUUCGACUUUUAACCAGGAUCAGCCUUUCUUUAUAAUAUUUUAGCUUCAGCAUGUUUUGAAGUUGUAAUUUGCAACAAAGAUUUUAGAAGUCACAAAGAAUAAUAUAUUCUACUUGGUAUGUAACUUCUUGUUGUCAGUGUCUGGCUGUAUGUAGUACCUUCAUUUAACAGUGGUGCAGUUAUAUCUAUGCUUUUGCAGCAUCUGCAUCUGUUUCUGUUGAUAUUAUCUGAUUUCAGUAGAAGUUCACAAAACACAAAAAUCAACUGUGGAAUAUGAUUUUUUAAAGAUUGAAAUGAAGUGCUCAGGAGAAAUAUCUCUAAUACAACCAGUGUUGUAUUACAGUUAACAUCUAUCAUUAAAGCAACUUUGCACUUUCGUAUUGAGUAGAAAUACCUAAUGUUGAAAUGUAAGUCAACAGAAAACUUUAUACUUGAAUAAGAAACAAAAUCAUAUAUCCACUACAGCUAUAGUAAAUUUUAAUGCCUAAGGGAGCUAUUUGUUAUGAUCUGUCAUUCAUUUUUUAUAGUUAGAAAAUGUCUAUCUAUACAUAGGUAUUGAAAGUUAUAUGUUCCCAGUUUUCAUAUUGAUUAUGGUAUUGAAGAUGGCAUAGAAAUAAUCACUCAGACUAUGUUCAGCUGAGAUGCUAGUUCCCGUGAGCAUCCUGGAAAGAUUUUUCUUAUUUUUUAUCUUUUUAAAAAUAGUUUAAAAGAAACAUAUUUUAACAGAAAACCCCGUUAGAAUAUACUGUUUGUUUUGCAAAAAAUGUACUCCUUUUUGGCUUUUUUGGAAGUAAUUCAAUGUAUCUGAAUGUUUAGGUUGACUGUGAAAUAGAUUGUUUAACUGUAUCUCUACAGAAUGAUGGUGGAUUUUGAUCCCUUUGCUGGUAAGGUAGUAGUUCUGCUUGCAGUGAUUAUCGUCUUAAAAUUUGGCUUUAUGGAGAUAUGGACUUACAUGCAUACUUAUAUACUUUAAAGGCAGAAUUUUCACUACAGGAUCUCUAAUUGUUAGUAUGACUUCAAAUUCAGUGAAGUUAAAUAACACAUAAAUAUAUCUUUAAAGCCAAGGACAAUUUAAGCUCUGUCCUGAUAGUGUUGUUUUCCUCAAUCAUUUCCAUAAAUUCUGAACACAUAUAUAUAACACUAAAAAUAAACUCCACAGAAGGCUGGGGCUGAGCACCUUUUGUUUCUCUUAAAGUUUUGAAGAUAUACACAAGUUAUACUUCUGGUGAUCUUUUCUUGACAACCCUCCUUGUUGCCUUCAGGAGUGAGUGGAUUCUGCGUUAAUAGCGAUACUUGUAAGAAUUCUUACGGUAUAUAGCUCAGUGUAGAUUCAUCUUCUUCAAUCAUGUUAAUUCCCAUGAAGUUACCUACUACCCACAAUUUGCCUUGAAUUGGGCAUCCUUGCAAGACACUAAUCUGUGUUAAAAUAUAGUUGAUAGAAACUUGCUUGAUACUUUAUUUCACUCAGUAUGAAAUAUUAAUGUGAUGAAACAGGAAAAGGAGGCAUUUGGAAUUGUUCCAUUAUAUACUGGUAUGCUAGCACUAAGUUUCCCGUUCAUGGAGACACUAAGCUGAAAAAUUCCAGUGAUCCUGCGGGUGAUUAAUUUUGCCUCACCUUUCUUUUUUUGCAUUUUAUUGGGGAGGUAUAAUUCCAGUUGCACUAAACUGUAGAUUUGAAUAUUUGGUUAAAGACCCCCUCCCAGCUUUGUCACAGUUCAGUAAUAAGUUAUAAUUAAAAUAAUUUGUAAAGUUGGUUUUAUUUCUUUUGAGUCCUUGAUGUAUUCCAUACUACAAAUUCUAUGCAUUCUUUAGAUUGUCUUUUGAUGCCUACAUACUGGCCUCAGAUUGAAUGAAGCCCAUGCCACUGAAAACAGGAAAAAAUCCCAUCAGCCUUUAACAGACAAGCCCCACACUAAAAUUAUGGUGCAUGUGGAAUGAAGGAUGUGCGGGACAGGGUUCUUUCUCUAGCUGUUUGACAGCUAGUGUGGAAGAGGAAAUAUUGCAUGUCAAACUGCAGGAUUUUCUGAUUAUUAAUUUCAAAGUUUGUUUUUGCUUAAAAGCACAUAUAGGAUUUUAUUUUAUACUUCUGGUAGGUUCAGGAAAAGAAGUCCUGCUAACUUUGCUCAAAUAAGUUAGGCAGUAAAGUUUUGGGGAAAAAAAAAUUGAAACCAAAGUAUUUAUAAACUCACACUGUAAUAUAAGCUUAAAAUAAUCUUACUUAGGAAUUCAGUUGAGAUUACUCAAAGCAAAAUGUGUUUGUGGCAGCUGUUGCAUUGGAGAUGUAGUUUAAACAUGAAGAAUAUUCAGAAAUUGCAAACCUCAUUCUCAGGAAGGCUUUUUUCAUUUUAUUCAUAGUUGUGGCAUAUUCAGGGUUAUUCAUUUAUUGUUAGUGUAAUAAAGACAAAAGGGAUAUUGCAUCUGUAUUUUCUAGAAAUGGAUUUAUAUCUGCUGUGGUUUUGUCAGUCUAUUUCAUAUCGUUUCAAAAGAAUAAAAACACAUUUUCAAAAUGUUUGUUCUUGACAGGUGUAGAAUGAAAUAAUAUGUUUCCAAGCACUAAGGGAAAUAGGUGAAAGUAACAUACAGAAAAUAAUACAGUUAUUUUUAUUUUUAAUCUCAAAAUAAUAAACAGGAAUUAAUUUCUCA